Messenger RNA from Xylaria bambusicola, 1305 nucleotides. RefSeq lists its product as uncharacterized. NCBI's taxonomy places the organism in Eukaryota, Fungi, Ascomycota, Sordariomycetes, Xylariales, Xylariaceae. The record is from RefSeq and is a predicted model, not a curated record. The transcript is spliced from 2 exons. The coding region runs from base 233 to 979 and encodes 248 amino acids.
GGUGGGGUACGUGACGUCACUGCUAGACAGCGUAGAAAUCGUACUAUUGUGACUCUGUUGCUAUCAUAGCAUGAAUACCUAAGUAAGCAAGUAAGUAAACAAGUAAGUAACAAGCAGAUGCCACAGAAUUUCCUGUUAAUUAACUCUCCCAUCGUCCACAUCAACAAACACAAAUCAUUAAACCCGCAGAUUCUACAACAUUUCGCAUGCAUUGCCUGUGCAGAAAGAGACAAUGUUUCAGAUAGCUUUGCCCGGCGACCGUCGUGCGGGCCACGGUAUUGACGAAGUACUGCAAGUCAUCGAAACACUCAAGGAGGCUGGUAUCAGAUGCUGCUGUAUCGUGGGUGGAAGGGCCCUACGGUAUUACGGGGUGCCGCGUGUCCCGACAGACUGGCAUAUCUGUGUACCAAAUGACCAGUUUGCUGCAGCUACUGCUGCCAUCACGGAAUUGGACGACAAGUACAUGCAAUGGCGUGAGAUACUCCCACAGCUCCGGUCGCUGCUACACACAUACCCGCACUUCAAACUGCAGGGUGUCGGAUUCUGUUUCUACAUCAUGCCGGCGUCCGAGUACUUUGUCAAUGACCUCGACGAGUCUAUGAUUGAGCGAAGCUUGAAUAAUGUACCCUACCCACAACUGGAGGUCUUCGCACAAAGUCUGAUUACCACCCAACGCUGGCCUGAAUUAAUUCAAGUAGUAGACGGCAUGGAUUUGACGGAAGAAUGGGGGAUCGAGAACCUAAAUUUGGGCGAACCUAGCCCUGCCGAGGCGGAGUAUGUCGUGGAGAAGAAUAAAAAGCUGACCGGGCUGGCCAGACUUCGCACUAAGCCGAUAGAUCGCUUGGAGAAAUGGAAGACAAUAGUGGCGACCAAGAAGGAUCGCAUCAAGUUUCAUUUACCUAAAGAGAGGUACGACACACAAUUCCGGAGGAAGGGAACAACACAGGAUCCGCGAUUUAAAGAAGGCAGAGGUGUUUAAUAGCGAGCGCACUGGUGUAUAACCAAACGAACGUAGAAGUUUUCAUAGCUAUUUAUUACGUAGAACCAAAGUUGAGAUUCUAGUUGAUGUGGGGAAAUGCGAUAUAAACACCCUUCAGGUGUUGGGGUCAGCUCAGAGAAGCUGACUCUUGGUUGUGUCCAUCUACUCUACUAAUACGCGACCUGAGGAAAGAAGAAGAAAGACCGAAGUAAUGCGACAGCACCAUCUCUCAAAAUCCAUGAGCAAUCCUUGCGCCUGGUACUGGAUGUAUUCACAGUAUUAAACGAAGGAUAACUAUGUCCGUUGGGAAGUCUAAGGUAUAGAGA